Messenger RNA from Porites evermanni, 3059 nucleotides. The record is from the annotation of a GenBank genome assembly. Lineage: Eukaryota; Metazoa; Cnidaria; Anthozoa; Scleractinia; Poritidae.
AUGGCACAACAUCAAGACCUCAAAAGAAAAGGAGGUGCUCCUGACCAUCAGGCGGCAAUAGAAAAUGCCCAGCCUCUGCCUCUGAGUAUUGAAGUACCUAAAAUAAGAGAUCUUCCAAACAAGUCAAAACCAUGGAGUGAUGUCCAGCUUCCUGUUGACAUUCUCUUGUUGACAGUGGAAGACUGUGAGUUCUUGGCUUGUUAUACAUACUUGACAAAUGCCUUUAAAAGUUAUCAUGUGAACCUUGGACAUGUGUGCUUUGGAACGAUGGGUGAAAGUGGAGAGGAAUCACUGAAAGUUGCUUUGAUGAGAUGUUCUAAAGGUUCUUCUGGUCCAAGUGGUUCUUUAGUUACCGUCAAAAAUGCAGUGGUACAACUGGGACCCAAAGCUGUGUUUUCUGUUGGCUGCUGCAUUGGUUUAAACCAGAAAGGCACCAACUUAGGAGAUGUGGUUGUAUCGUCUACACUAACAACUGAUGAAUUCACAGCCCCUGUAAGAAGGAAUACCUAAAUUACAUGUAAGUAGGCUUGUACACACUAAUCUAUUGAUUCCUCAUGCCUAUAAUUCAUAGUAAGUUCAUAUUACAUGUAUAUUAUUGCAUACAUGUAUUUCAAGAAGACUAAGGAAUUCUAUGAGGUCUGGGUGCCUUAACUAAAAUGCUUGGGAGCCCGAAGGGCUCCCUGAAAUUUUCCUUAGAGCACAGCCUUGGUAGUCAAGCCUUUGUUAAUAGUGGAUCUCACCCCCAAGUUUACACUUAGGUCCGUAGCCAAUAAUACUAACACUGCAAUUUCAAUAGGGAACCUUUUUACUGGAAAUCUCUCCCUCCUAAAUGAAGCUUUUUUGUGGUCCCUGCACCACUAAGAAACGCUUCAUUUUUAAUUGACCUUUGUGAAGACAUGGUUUUCUCUCCUAAGCCAACACUAACUAUUUGUGGACAGUGGGGGGCAGGUACUCCAGUUCAAGUGACAGGGAUGAUCUAAUGGGGGCAAAAGUCAAAGCCCAAAAAAAUCCUUGGACCAAAGUUUAAUUCCCCUAAAAAUCCCAUUCCGAUUUUGCGGGCCAUAAAAAUUUCUAGAGGAACUAAGCGGCCAUGAUACGCCUGAACUAUCACAAAUCUUCAGAUUGUUUUGAAUACCCCCAAAAAAUCCCUACUUAAAUGGAGCUACUCCAAAAAAUAUGUGCCAAAAUUUUCCUACCCAAACAAAAUCCCGAAAUCAAAAAUUUCAAACCCUACAAAAUCCUUCGAUCAUCCCUGUCACCUGAAAUCCGGAGAGCCCCCCACCUUCACGGGGUCAUGGACCCAGGCACUUAUAAACUCUUCAUAUUGACCUUUGUGAAGCAGAUACCUCAAUCUCCCAGGUGGACACUUUUUCUUGGUCACAGGAUUGACUCUAUAAAUAAACUGGCUGUGACAUUAACUUAUUUAUUGAUUAAUUUUUUCAGUUGUUAAGAAGUUUUCCAAUGUGGUUAUCUUAUAAAUUAUAUUUACACCGAAUCCACCAGGAAAUUGAGUAAUUUUAAUUUUCAGAGUACAAAAACCUUGUACCAGAAUAAUUCAAAGAAUAUUACAUUUUCCAGGGCUAAAGAUGUAAUUAGUCGUCUGUUGUAACACCAAAGAAAAUGCCUGAUGGGAACCCAGGAAAAUGAAUGUCAAAUUUCACUAAAUUACAUCUUACACAUGAAAUUUUCAGAAUUUUAUCUGUGUUUUCACAAUUCUUGUGAAAUUUGACAUUUAUUUUCUUGGACUGCCGUGAAAAAUUUUCUUUGGUGUUACUACUGAUGACUAAUUACUUCUUUAGCCCUUGGAAAAUGUAAAAGAGAAUGCAAGAUUCUUUAAAUUAUUAUUCUGGUACAAGGUGUUUGUUUACUGAAAAUUAAAGUUACUUAAUUUGCUGGUGGAUUCCGUCUUUACGCUUUUAAGGGAAAUCUCUAACCGAGACUCAAUGGCGCAGUAUCAAGACCUCAAAAGAAAAGGAGGUGCUCCUGACCAUCAGGCAGUAAUAGAAAAUGCCCGGCCUCCACCUCUGAGUAUUGAAGUACAUAAAAUAAGAGAUCUUCCAAACAAGUCAAAACCAUGGAGUGAUGUCCAGCUUCCUGUUGACAUUCUCUUAUUGACAGUGGAAGACUGUGAGUUCUUGGCUUGUUAUACAUACUUGAUUUGACAAUGGAUAAGAACAGAACAUUAAUAUAUGUUAUGAACAACAAGGCUACAGAUUAAAAACAAUCGAUUCCAGUAUAAUAUGAAAGUCUACCCCAUAAAGCUCUAGAUCAUAUUUAUUUUCACACUGCAUACCAUUUCUGCAUGACCAUGGGUUUUUUUUUAUUGCGAGUAAAACACACACAAAAAAGAAAAAAAAUUACACAAAAUAAAUAUAUGGAAAAAAAAAAAGAAAAAAACAAAUGGCGAACUUACACACUUACAUGGCAAUACUUACAAAUAUUAAACUAUAUUACAGCAGUGCUAAUUCCAUAUAUUACUGUACUUAGUAUGAUCUGUAAUUAAUUUUACUUUUUUUUAGGCUUUCUUUGUAGUGACCACGGGGUUGUUAUCAUGUCUACAAAUAAUUAAUUAAGAAAAGUUCAGUUAUUACUAUAGUGAACUUGUAUAUAAUGUCAAAGCAUUAAUUUCCGUGUUGAGAAACUAAGAAUAUUGAGUUAAAAUUCAGCUUUGUGUUUGUCAGGUUCAACCUGAAAAAUCUCAUUUUGUGUGGUCUGUAUUAUAUUUUAUCUUUCCAUUUAUAGGACUGUUUGCUGCAGCCCAUGAUUUGAACCUUGAAUGGGUGAUUGUUAAAGUUUGUCAGGUUUCACCUGAAAAAUCUCAUUUUGUGUGGUCUGUAUUAUAUUUUAUCUUUCCAUUUAUAGGACUGUUUGCUGCAGCCCAUGAUUUGAACCUUGAAUGGAUGAUUGUUAAAGGGAUAUCACAUUUUUCUGAUGAUGGCAACACUCCUAAUGAGUCCUGGAAGUCAUUUGCGUCCAUCAUGGCAGCUUCUCUUGUGUCCAACAUGUUAAAUGAUCCAGUUAUUUUUAAAGACUGGCCUCACUAUGAAGGUAUUUCACAU